CCAAAUUUACCCCAGUUCAAAUCCUCUCCUCAAUAGUCCACUGCACUCUGACAGCAGCGUAUAUAAAUUGAAUAUCACAUCCAGAGGCGGAGACUCGAGCUGCUCGAACUUCUGAAUUUCUGAACUCACCCAUUCGUUUGCGCUGCUAGAACGAAAGAAUUUGCAUAUCUAUGUCAAGGGAAUUCAAAAAGCUAAAAGGAAAAAAAUUUUAUUCCAAAUAAAAAAUUGGGUAAUGGAAAGUGGAGGGAACUCCCUUCCAUCAGGGUCAGAUGGUGUGAAGAGAAAGGUUUCAUAUUUCUAUGAUCCAGAGGUUGGAAACUAUUAUUAUGGGCAGGGUCACCCUAUGAAACCACAUAGGAUUCGAAUGACACAUGCUCUUUUAGCCCACUAUGGAUUGCUUCAACACAUGCAGGUCCUGAAGCCUACUGCUGCUAAAGACAGGGACCUCUGCAAGUUCCAUGCUGAUGAUUACGUGGCCUUUUUGAGAGGCAUCACCCCUGAAACACAGCAAGAUCAAUUGAGACAGCUAAAGAGGUUUAAUGUUGGUGAAGACUGCCCUGUAUUUGAUGGACUUUACUCUUUCUGCCAGACAUAUGCAGGAGGUUCUGUUGGUGGUGCUCUAAAAUUGAACCAUGGAGUAUGCGAUAUUGCAGUAAAUUGGGCUGGUGGUCUACAUCAUGCGAAGAAGUGUGAGGCUUCUGGGUUUUGCUACGUUAAUGACAUUGUGCUGGCUAUUUUGGAACUUCUCAAAAUACACGAGCGUGUUCUAUAUGUGGACAUUGAUAUCCACCAUGGUGAUGGUGUAGAGGAGGCCUUUUACACCACUGAUAGGGUCAUGACUGUUUCAUUUCAUAAGUUUGGGGAUUACUUUCCUGGAACAGGUGAUAUUCGUGAUAUUGGAUAUGGUAAAGGGAAAUAUUAUUCACUAAAUGUUCCCUUGGAUGAUGGAAUUGAUGAUGAGAGCUAUCAGUCCUUGUUUAAGCCAAUAAUGGGAAAGGUUAUGGAGAUUUUUAGGCCUGGUGCCGUUGUAUUACAAUGUGGUGCCGACUCUUUAUCUGGGGACAGAUUAGGUUGUUUCAAUCUUUCCAUAAAAGGUCAUGCUGAGUGUGUCAAAUAUAUGAGAUCUUUUAAUGUUCCCCUUCUAUUGCUUGGGGGAGGUGGCUAUACAAUAAGAAAUGUGGCACGUUGUUGGUGUUACGAGACUGGCGUUGCUCUUGGGAUUGAACUAGAUGAUAAGAUGCCUCAACAUGAGUAUUAUGAAUAUUUUGGUCCUGACUAUACUCUUCAUGUUGCUCCAAGUAACAUGGAAAACAAGAACUCCCGACAUUUAUUGGAUGAAAUAAGAGCAAAACUUCUCGAUAAUUUAUCUAGGCUUCAACAUGCACCAAGUGUUCCAUUCCAGGAGCGACCACCUGAUGCUGAGCUUCAAGAGAGAGAUGAAGUUCAAGAUAAUAGAGAUGAAAGAUGGGACCCUGAUUCUGACAAGGAGGUUGAUGAUGAUAGCAAUCCUGUUCGCAGAAGGGUGAAAAGUGAAUGUGUUGAAGCUGAGCAUAAAGAUGCAGCGUCAGGGGUGGACUCAAUGGCGGUGGAUGAACCAGCCAUCAAAGAAGAGCAGGAUAAUUUAAAAGAGCUUUCUGAUCACAGGUCAAUAUGAGGCAAUAAUAAACAUUGGUCAACCUUCUCCCUGUCUAGUGUAUGUUGACCUGUAAAUUAUAGUUUCCUCUUACCGCAGUCUGGCAUUCAUUCAUCUGACGUUUGUAGUGUUUCAAAAUUUUGCUUUAUCUGGAAACUGAAGUGAUAUAUAGUGCAAGCUUCCCUUGGCUUUUGAUGUUAUUAUUACUGCAAGAUAAAGCUUUGUUGCCACUAACAUUUGUAAUUUUACUUUUACUGUAUAUUUUACUACGGCAGGAGCCUUUUCAAAACA
Molecule: messenger RNA, 1924 nt
Organism: Cajanus cajan (pigeon pea)
Lineage: Eukaryota; Viridiplantae; Streptophyta; Magnoliopsida; Fabales; Fabaceae
Product: histone deacetylase 19
Biological process (GO): epigenetic regulation of gene expression
Cellular component (GO): nucleus
Molecular function (GO): histone deacetylase activity
Source: RefSeq, a predicted model, not a curated record